GGAAGCGCGUGACUUCCCUCGCCCCCCACACGCCGCCUGCCGCGCGCUUCCGCGGCCGCCACAACGUCUCCGACGUCGCGCCGAAGGCGUGGCGUGACGUCAAGACUGCACGUGACGCCCCAGGCGGCACCCCCCUACCGCCACCCCCAAUUCUCUUCUGUGAUCCUCACCCCCUCCCACCCCCUUCCUUGGCUGUCGGCCCCCUCGGCGGUGGUGGUCGUCGCCGGCCAAUCGGAGGACACGUCCCGACGCCGAAGGCGACACGACCGCGCGUCGCUGUCGACGCUGCGCUGCGCCGUCGUGUGGGCAGACCACGAGGCCGUCGCAUCCUCCCGGAACUCGUGGGUGCGCACCAUCCGAACUGUCGCCGACUGCUGCGUCUCCUCGGAGAGAUGUCGCGCAGGUCAUUGCUCUGACUUGACUGUGAAGACACGUCAGCCAUGUGACACCUGAAGAGCAAACGUGUCGGGCGGCUGUGGUGGUCUGUGUGUGUGCGCGCGUGCUACUCGGGAAGUGAGACUAAUCGUGGGUUGUGCUGACUUUCCCACGGAAACAGCCGCGAGAAACUUUGCGGACUGGCCUGGUGUGUCCGAGUGCUAUGCUUACGCAUCCUUGGCUCCAGUUCCUGCAGCCACCCGUCGUUCCACAUCUGCAUGCAUCGCCGGCCGUGUCAGCUGCCGCCGCCAAUGGCCCCGCCGGUGCAGCAUUGGGCGAAGCGCGGCCGCAGCCCAGCCCCGCGUCUUCGCCGUCCGACGGAGCAGCAACGCACCGCCGGACGCGCGCCAGCAUGGAUGUGGCGAUCCGCUGCACCCGACCCGGAUGCGGCUGUGAGUGCUUCACGCCCGGCAAGGGAGGAGGCCACCGGCUCUGCGACUCCUGUCAGCACGGCUGGGUAGCGCACGCUCUGGACAAGCUGUGUGACCCUCGCCGGUCGGCCAUGGUUGUGGCGGCGGGUGCAGUGGCCGGCGGCGGCGUUGCGGGCGGCGAACCGGUGCAGGCGAGCAGCGCGUUCGACAUGGCCUCGCUCGUGCUGUACGGCAGCCAGGCGGUGCCCGUGCGGCUCAAGAUCCUCCUAGACCGGCUGCUCAGCGUCUUGCCGCACGACGACGUCAUACGCGUCCUGCACGGAUUCGGCUGGACGUACGAGGACUACGUGCGCGGCUACAUCUUGCAGGACACGCACGGUAUCGUCCUCGAGCGCUGGAGCCUCGCGAGCCGGGACGAGGAGCCGCUCAUCAUCCAGCAGUUUCUGCGGUUCGCCGAGACGCGCGCCUUGGCCCACCAUUUCCUGACCAGCGACGCCGCCCCGCUGGCAAGUCCCGUUGACGGCCCGCCGCCGUGCCAGCCGGACUCGGACAUCAAGAAGUUCCUGGAGCGGAGCUGCCGCUCCGGGGUCGUGCCUCCAAAGCCGUCGUCUCUCUCGCUGUUUGGCGGCAAGUUCACCACCUCUUCUGGCGACACGUCUCUGCUCUCCUCGCGAGGCACCAUGUCCGUGAACAGGGGGCCCUCGCUCCGCCAUCAUCACCACCACCAUCACCCGCCUUCGAGCGUGAGCUCGGGACACUCCGCAUCGCCUCCCGCGGUCGGUUGUUCGCCCGCCGCCAGCCCGCUGACGGCGCUCUCGUCGUCCUCGCCGCUGAACAAGUUGCAGAGCAUGCAGCCGUACGACUUCCGGCAAGCGGAUCGCCGGCCCGCAAGCCCUGACGCUGCUGGGUCUUGUGUCACGGACAGCGCCCGGGGCGCUGGGGCGACGCUGAUGCCGGUCCACCACCAUCAUACUCAACACAACAAUAACAACAACAACAACAACAACAACAGCAGCAGUAGUCCCAAGACGCCGCUGUCUUCUCCCACGCACAACCACAACAGCUUUUCUGCGCCCUUCCCCAACCACAGUUCCGACCUGAGCGUGUCCGAAGGUCCAUCGGACGACGAAACCGGAGACGCCGGCGCCAUCAACCUGUCACUUGGUGUCGGUUCCAUGGACUCCGUGUACGCGGCGCGCAAAGUGAAGCACCUCCGCAAGUCCGCCAACCCCAUGAAGCGUCGCUGGAAUCCGAUGGUUUUGAGCACUCUCACUACGAACCCGGCGACGGGCAAGCGCAGGGUACAGUGCCACGUGUGCCUGAAGACGUUCUGCGACAAGGGCGCGCUGAAGAUCCACUUCAGCGCAGUGCACCUGCGGGAGAUGCACAAGUGCACCGUGGAAGGGUGCAACAUGAUGUUCAGCUCCCGCAGGAGUCGGAACAGGCACAGCGCCAACCCGAACCCCAAGCUGCACACACCUAACCUGAGGCGGAAGAUCAGCCCGCACGACGGAAGAACGGCGAACCCUUUUCCGCUGCUUCCGCCGUCAACGUUGCUCAACUUCAAUAACGCCAACGCAACGGGUAUCGUGCCGCCGUCGUCCCUUGCAAGCGCGCUUCACGACAAGCUCGGCGCUGUUCAGGAGAAGCUUGCGUCGCUUUGUUCGACGCAGUCCAUGAUGGGUGCAGGUGGCCCGCUGCCUGGUGACUGCGCCCUUAGGCUUACUACGUUUAGAAAAAGCAAACACGAGGAGAGAGCACCGUCGGUUGAACGGCCGGUCGACCGAUCGCCGCGUCGCAGGGACAUCGGCGGCGUCAACCUUUCCUUGGAGAAAGAGGACAAAGUCACGCAAUCCCGGCCAAGCCCCCCGGUGCUGGGCGAAAACAAAGGAGUGCGCAAGCGCAAGGCCCUCAACCCAACCAAGGUCGCCGCAGUCACCAGUGACGAUGAUCUUCAGUACGCCACUUCCGACGAGUCUUCAAGCAACACGUACAUUGACCAAAAUGGCCUCAUGGAGGAGUCCAAGUCAGAUGAUGACAUGGACGAUGUGGACGACAUAUCCACGGAUGGUCAAGACGACUCCAAAGACUUCGACGUCGACGACGACCUCGACGACAAGGACACCGACGGCCACAUGACGCCGUCUCCGCCGCCGAUCAAGUUCAAAACCGAGCGCGAAGUUCCCCACUGGAACUUCGAAGUGGAGCAGGGCAAGAUCGGUGGCGCCGUAUCUAUCAAGAAGGAAAACGAGAAGCCAGAGACGAUCCCGAGCAGCAACAGCGAGCCGCGCGCCUCUCCUGUCGUAACCAAGAGAGACUCUUCGGUCGAAGACCUGUCGACCAAGAAGGACGGAGAGAGGAUAUCGCCGGCGGCGAGUGUCAAGACGGAGGACGUGGCUGAGAACCCGCUGCGGCACCUGGAGUCGCUGUCGCUGGGCGCCUUCGCGGGCCUCGUGCCCACCGCCCCGCGCAGCCUCUCGUCGGGGGGCGUGUCGUUCCACGCACCCGGCCUGGGCCUGGCGGACGUGCCGCGCGACGUGCACGACCCGUGCCUGCGCGACUGCUCGCCGCCUUCGUCUGACCAGCACAUGUCCUCGCUGCUGCCGGUGUACCGCGACGCGGCGCUCGUGGGUCCCGGGCUGGAGAUUCCGGUGGACAAAGAAAAUCCCCGGCGGUGCACAGCCUGCGGGAAGGUGUUCCAGAACCAUUUCGGCGUGAAGACGCACUACCAGAACGUGCACCUGAAGCUGAUGCACAAGUGCACAGUCGAAGGCUGCAACGCUGCCUUCCCGUCGAAGCGGAGCAGGGACCGCCAUUCGGCGAACCUCAACCUCCACCGCAAGCUGCUGUCCACGUCGUCCUCCGAGAAGGGAGGCGCCUCCCCGUUCCUCGACAAGGCGCUGUUCCCGUACCCGCCGUCGGAUUUCUUCACCAGACUCUACGACCCGCAGGGCCUGCCGCUCAACCUGGCCGACGUGUACCACAGGCUGCCCGAAGGGUUCGCGCUGCCCCCGAGCUUCACCAUGGGGCCGUUCCACCCGCUCCUGGCGCCUCCGCCACCAUCGACGACCGGGGCCGACGACGACGACGACGAUUCGCGACAAGGAAGUCGCGGCGCCAUGUCGCCGGCCAGCUCCGGUGGCGGCGGCGUGGGUGACUCGCGCAGCGCGUCGAGCCCGCCGCCGCAACGAGGCGCCUGCCACGACGACGAAGACGUCGCCGCGGAAGACCGCGCGUCUUCGCCCGUCGACGAAACGCCGGUCGUUGUGGCGGCGACGUAACGUCGGCCUCUCACCGACCGCGCUCUUCAGGACACUAACAUUUGAAGAGUGCGCGGUCCCCUCGCAUUGUCUUCUCUUUUUUUUUUUUUGCCCGGCCCCUUCCUGUACAGCACCGCGGGGCGACAGUAUUCAGCAUCUCUCAUGUCCCACCCCGCGUCCCCUCACAUCUCGUUCACGGUAUACAGAUCGCGCUCACCGGAGCCCGCGCGCGCGUCAACGUGUUCCUCGGAGCGGUAUGCAGUGCACGUCACCGGCGUCGUCGCGCGCUUUGUGGCAAUAGUUUCACGCGGUCUGCGAAGCCAUUUUUCUAUCUCAAACCUCGCAUGCGAGCUGCUUGGCCUCUCUGUCAGUCCGAGUCCCUCGGCCGUCCUCGAUAGUUGUGCCCGACGAACGCGUUAAGUUCGUAGAUCCAAGCCUGUUCAUUUCGUUAGCGGGCCUGACAUCUUUCACGUCGCUGUCUACACUAAGCGCCUCGAGGGCAGCGGUGGAGUCGCGCGCGGGCUCCGGUGACCGCACCCAAGCCAGUAUACAGACACAAAAACACGCACUUCAUUUUGAGCGAGCUCACGCGAGAGGCGGCUCCGUUCAGGCGUUCCGUGCACCAAAUGCUCUCUUCGUGUGGUUUGUUAAGUGUGCGCGUACACUGUAUAGAAACAAGAAAAAAUAACGGGCGCGGGACGCACGCCUCCUGGGGCGCUGGGACUCCUCGAAGGAAAAAAAAAAAAAAGGACUCCGAGUGGUGUGCGCGUGUGCGCGCGUUCUGCGCGUCGACAGUAUCAAACCGUGUGUUUUUUUGUUGUCCGAAUUCUGUUUUUAAAUUAUUUCCGCGUGGCGGCAGCGACAGACGACCUGUGCACCACGUUUACAAAGCAAGAUGAACCUGUUUCAAACGAGACAUUAAAACGAAAAAAAAAAAAUCCUUGGGAUGAACCCGAUACCAAGGGACUUGCCAAAGUUCGA
Molecule: messenger RNA, 5047 nt
Organism: Dermacentor albipictus
Lineage: Eukaryota; Metazoa; Arthropoda; Arachnida; Ixodida; Ixodidae
Product: zinc finger protein basonuclin-2-like
Biological process (GO): regulation of DNA-templated transcription
Cellular component (GO): nucleus
Source: RefSeq, a predicted model, not a curated record